AUGGCAUCGUCUCCCCAUGCCGUCAAGGUCGAGGGCCUCGACGAUCACGAUGACCUCUUUGCUGAUCUCGACGCUCCUGAUGUUCUUGGUGGUCUCGACGGCCCCGAGCCCAGCGGGCUCGAAGACACCACCAAGCAAGAUGAUGCAGAGCUCCAAAACAUUCUGAACAGCCUAGCGACCGAGGGAAACGUGACAGGACUGGAAGGUUUCGACAACAAGCAGAUCGAUCAGACCGACAAGGAUGCCAAUGCCAUCGAUUUCGAGGAUCUAAGUGACGAUGAUCUUGCCUCCGACGAAGACGUCGCUUCCCAGCCAGGCGCCGCCGCUGACAUCUCGCAAGUUCCCGGCCUCACCGAGGAUAGCGGCAUCAGCAACGAUGUCGACAUGGAAGGCGAUGCUGAUCUAGACGAUCUCUUUGGCGACCAGGAUGGCGGUAAUGUCGAUCUUCCCCCGUCGUCUCCUGAGAUCACACGCGAUGCACAGCCAGCAGCUCCCUCUUCGCCAGUUCAGGCUCGAAAGGAGCCCAUCACCGCCGCCAACGUCACCGACGAUGAGUGGAACACCAUGUCCUGGGAAGAAAGGUUCAAACUCAACUUCCCACAGCAGGAACCCAACAGCGUCAGCGCCUGGGUUACCGACCAGACUCAGCAUCAAGACCCGUCCGUCCCUGUGCCCCCGCAAAACAUCGAUGAGCUUCUGAAGCACAAGUUCCCGUCCUUCGAAGAGCACAAGGUCCUGGACUUUAGAGAGCUCUUCCCAGAGUGGCCAGCAGAAUAUCUCUACAAGGAGCCUCCCAAGAGUCCGGCACCACUAGUGCCCACCAAGCUGGAAUUGGAGAUUGAUGUUGAUACUUCCAAGCUCUUCAGGAUUCCCGACACUGCCCUUGCCGCCACUGCAGCAUCUAAGAGAUCUCAGCAACAGCAAUUCGGAGACCUCCCUCAGUGGAGCAACCUCACCGGUCCAACGUUGAUAGAUCUUGAUGAUGCCCUUUCCGAUUCCGACGACGAAGACGAACUUGUGGGCGGGUACACCAUGACCGAAAUUGCAACUAUCUGCGAGGACUGGGAGAACAUCAAUGAGGCUCCGACCUCGCUACAGCUCAACGGUCAGCUCACACCACCUGCUGAGGAGGACGAACCCAUGGACGAUUGGGAGCGAGAGUUUCUUGGAGACCGACGCCCGCAACCCAAGAAAAAGCGAAAGUACGAACCUGGUUUGCCCAGUCUGGCCUCCUAUCAAUCAGCCGGUAUCUCGAAUUUCAUGGAGGCUACCAAGAGAGCGGCACACUGCAUCCAGCUUGACCAAAAUGACCCUUAUCUGCUCAUUGAAGACAUGCAAAUGGAGAGGCCUGUGAAGAAGGCACGAACAGAAGAAAAGACAAGGCGCAUGGCCAACGGGCAGCUGGGUCGUGACGUUAUGCAUCGUUUUAACCACUCCAACGAUGCUGCAUACGAGGCCCUGAAGGCGAACCACAAGAGCAAAGUCCGAGCUACGUUAUCGAACCUGGACGUCGAGCACAGUUUGCCUGCGCAGAAGUUGGCCUUUCCAUUUUAUCGAACCAAGCUUAAUGUCGAAUUCUGGGAGCAUCAUCGACCCAAGUUCGACAUCGCCAGCUACAUCAAGUAUCAAGUCAAGUUUAAGAAGCCGGCAAAGGUCAAGCGCAAGGAACUCAAGGGUAAGCCUGUUCCAGACGUAUACAAGUCAAGCAGGGAUCUUAGUCUGAAUGACAAUUCCAACAUCGUUCUCUUCGAGUACUGUGAGCAAUCUCCGAUUCUACUGAACAAGUUUGGAAUGGGCAGUCGUAUCAUCAAUUACACUCGUCGUCACGAAGGCGAGGAGGAACCUGACAAACUUCCCAAGGCGGAGCUCGGAGAAACACAGACGCUUCUGCCAGAGGACAAAUCACCCUUCUCCAUCUUCGGCACUGUCGACAUUGGUGAGGUCGUGCCCACUCUUCACAAUGCUUUGUACCGGGCGCCCGUAUUCAAACAUGAACAACGCAGCAACGAUUUUAUUCUCGGGUUUACCAUCACUGCCAAGGAUGCGCCGCACUACUAUCUGAGAAAGGCUUAUAGCCUGCAAGUCGUCGGUCAACAGAACGUCUUCCAAGAAGUCCCAGGUCCUCAUGCUAGAAUGAUAACCAGUACCAACAAGAAGCGGAUGAGAGCAAUUUGUGAUCGCAUGGCCCGCCACAGACCAACGCAGGAUAUCGACAUCAGAGAAGUGACUGCGCAUGUGUUUGACAAGGUGGAUCCUCAAAACAGGUACCAGCCCAGAGAUGACGGUUCUGUUGGCAGAAUUGACCCCAAUGACAGACAGAAGAUGAAAGAGUUCUACGUCUACGAUAAGGAGUCGAAGACGUGGAAAUACAAAGAAGGCGAUGCCCCGAUGGACGAGCGAACCAUUCGCCAGCAGAUCAAGCCAGAGGAUGUUGUUCUCAUUGAGGCGACCCAAGUGGGCUCAGCUACACUUCAGAAUGCGGGAUACGAUCCCAAAGCACCAAGUUUCGCUGACGAAGACGACGAGUUAGGUACUGACACUCCUCUUGUUGCAAAGCUAGCUCCUUGGGAGCUUACCAAGAACUUCCUCGAUGCCUGCCAAAGCAAAGCGAUGGUCGCCCUCCAUGGUGAAGGAGAUCCUACUGGCCAUGGUCUUGGUUUCAGUUUCAUCAAGACGUCUAUGAAGGGAGGUUACAUUAAUGCAGUGCAAGGUCCUCUCGCCACAAGUGCUGAUGCUAUUGAGCGUGAGCGCAAGGCGAACGGCGGGCACUCAUACAACGUCAAGAAGCAAAACGAGAUGUACACCGCAGCCAUCAAUGAGAUCUGGGAAAGACAGAAGCAGACUUUGUCUGACCCCACAACUCAUGAAGAUUCAGAUGUCCUUGACACCACCAAUGAGGAUGACAGAUUCAACCCAACGAAAUCCGCAGAUCACACCUCGGCUCCCCCGAUGAUGGACGAUGGACGCAGUCAAUUGAGUCGCUUCAGCCAAAGCAGCCGAUCUGGACGGCGCAAGUUGAAGAUUACACGUAAAAGGCGGGCUGAAGAUGGUACUAUCCAGGACGAAACUGUGAUAAUCGACGACCCCCAGAUCAUCCGAAGUUACAUCAAGCAACGACGUGAGAUCGAUGUCGCUAAGAAAGACAUCGAGCAAGAACUGCAGCGCCUUGAAAAGAAUGCCGAUCGACGCCAAGUGCGCGAGAAGCAGGGUAAAGGCAAGCGAAAGAAGAAGGACACCAACGCAGGUUCUCCGGGUCCGUCUGAUUCUGUCGAUAAGGCGGCAGGAGGCACGACGCGAAAAUGUGCAAACUGUGGGCAAAUUGGUCAUAUUAAGACAAACAAGAGCAAAUGUCCACUGCUUAAUGGCACGAUCUCGACAGACAACAACGCUGCCGAUCUUGGAGGCUUCGGGUCCUUCAGCGCACCUGGCAUGUCCGCCGAUUCUAGCUAG
This is a messenger RNA of Truncatella angustata, 3450 nucleotides long. RefSeq lists its product as uncharacterized. Gene Ontology annotation, biological process: transcription by RNA polymerase II; RNA polymerase II preinitiation complex assembly. The transcript has 3 exons. Gene Ontology annotation, cellular component: transcription factor TFIID complex. Lineage: Eukaryota; Fungi; Ascomycota; Sordariomycetes; Amphisphaeriales; Sporocadaceae. Gene Ontology annotation, molecular function: RNA polymerase II general transcription initiation factor binding; RNA polymerase II general transcription initiation factor activity; histone acetyltransferase activity. Bases 1 to 3450 code for a protein of 1149 amino acids. The record is from RefSeq and is a predicted model, not a curated record.